AUGGAUAUGGGCACGAACUCGCUGCCGUCGCCGUCGUGCGCCGACGGCCGGAAGCGUCGCGUGUGCUACUACUACGACGCGGACAUCUCCAACGUCGACUACGGCGAGGGACACGCCAUGGUGCCCCGCCGCGUCGCCAUGACCCACGCCCUCAUCGCCUCCUACGGCCUGCUCAACGACAUGACCCGCCUCCGCAUUAGGCCGGCCAGGCCGGAGGAGCUCCUCGCGUUCCACGACCAGAAAUACGUCCACCUCCUCGGCGACCUCACCCCCGCCGGCUACACCAACGACGUCGCCCUCCGGCGGGCGGCCAAGGAGCACGGCCUCGGCCCCGUGCGCCGCCCCGACGGUUCGUACCCGAACGACAACCCCGUCAUCGACGGCCUCCUCGGGUACUGCCAGGGCUACGCCGGCGGGUCGCUGGCCGCGGCGCGCGCGCUCUGCGGCGGCGAUCACGACGUCGCCAUCAACUGGUCCGGCGGCAUGCACCACGCGUGCCGGGGCCAAGCCAGCGGCUUCUGCUACGUGAACGAUAUCGUUCUCGCCAUCAAGCAGCUCCUCGCCCGGUUCCGGCGCGUGCUGUACGUGGACAUCGACGCGCACCACGGGGACGGCGUGGAGGAGGCCUUCGCGGACUCGGAUCAGGUGAUGACGCUGUCGUUUCACCAGUACGCAGGCGGGUUCUUCCCCGGCACCGGGAGCGUCGACGACGUCGGCAAGGGGGCCGGGUUGUACCACGCCCUGAACGUGCCGCUCAAGGCGGGCAUGGACGACCAGGGGUACCACGAGCUGUUCAAGCCGAUCGUGGGCAGGGCCAUGCAGGUGUUCCAGCCGGAGGCCGUGGUGCUGCAGUGCGGCGCCGACUCGCUCUCCGGCGACAGGCUCGCCGGGCUCGACCUGUCGGUGGGCGGCCACGCGGAGUGCGUGAGGUACCUGCGGGGGUUCGACGCGCCGCUGCUCCUCCUCGGCGGCGGCGGCUACACCAUCAACCACGUCGCCUCCUGCUGGUGCUACGAGACGGCGGUCGCCGUGGGCAGGGAAGAGAUCCCCAACGAGAUUCCACACCAUCCAUACGAGCACUACUACAGGGGCCAGGGUUACAUGCUCCAGUAUCGCACGAAGGCGCGCCGUAGCCCCAGAGACGGGGACAAGAAGGAGGCAGACGCCAUUAGGGUGAAAGCCCUGGAGCACCUCUCGGCGAUCAGGUUCAUUCCCACGACAGCAGGCGCCGUGGACGGCCCCACGGUGGGCGCCAACUAUCGUCGUUUUCUCACGAAAGAUGCCAAGGGGUGGCUAAUCAAACAUGGUUGGGACCGAAAGGACACCGUCGGGCUCCGGAAACGGGAUGGUGAAUGA
Messenger RNA from Hordeum vulgare subsp. vulgare (domesticated barley), 1356 nucleotides. RefSeq names its product histone deacetylase 1-like. NCBI's taxonomy places the organism in Eukaryota, Viridiplantae, Streptophyta, Magnoliopsida, Poales, Poaceae. Bases 1 to 1356 code for a protein of 451 amino acids. The transcript has 3 exons. Gene Ontology annotation, molecular function: histone deacetylase activity. The record is from RefSeq and is a predicted model, not a curated record.